UUUCGUUUCUCUCUUCUGCAGUCAGCGAUGGCGUUCUCUGAUGCGAGGAAGGAGCUGGACUGUUCCAUCUGUCUGAACAUUUAUACCAAUCCUGUGACACUGAGAUGUGGACACAACUUCUGCCGGGAAUGUAUAGAAGGUGUUCUGGAUACACAGGGGGGGUCCGGAAUUUAUUGCUGUCCUGAAUGCAGAGGAGAGUCCCAGGAACGGCCUGAACUUAUCAGGAACAUAACACUGCGCAACAUAAUGGAGAGUUUCCGAUCUACCGAGCCAGAGAAGGAGGAGAAGGAGAGCCAGAUCUUCUGUACACAAUGUAUUCACUCUCCUGUAAUUGCUGUUAAAUCUUGUCUGCAUUGUGAAGCUUCUCUGUGUGAUGACCAUCUGAGAAUCCACAGUAAGUCACCCCAACAUGUCCUAUCUGACCUCACCACUCCCCAGAAGAACAGGAAAUGCUCCGUCCAUGAGAAGAUCCUGGAGUAUUACUGCACCGAGGACUCGGCCUGUCUCUGUGGGUCCUGCAGGCUGCAUGGAGACCAUCAGGAACACCAGGUGGAGGCUCUGGAGGAGGCCUCUGAGAAGAGGAAGGAGAACCUGACCAAUGCUCUGCAGGAGUUGGUGAAAAAGAGAGAAGAGAUGGAGGAAAGCAUCAAGAGUCUGCAGAAGUACAAGAGAAAAGUGCAAGACAGUGCAGACGGUGUAACCAAGAGAGUCACCGCCAUAUUCAGAGACAUCAGGAGACAACUGGACAUCCUGAAGAGGAGAGUUCUUAAAGAGAUAACUAGGAAGGCGGAGAGAGUCUCAUUCCCAGCCUCUGAUUUAAUUCAGGAUCUGGAGAUAAAGAAGGACGAUCUGUCCAGGGAGAUUCGUCACAUCGAGGAGAUAUGUAACAUGGCGGACCCACUGACUUUCCUACAGGAAUCAGACACAGGUGACUUGUGUGAUACUGAGGAUGAGGAUGAGGAGGACAAAAAUAGAUGCGAUAAACUCCUUCAUGGUGGGGGGGAACUGGAUGUGACUGGAAUUUCACACCUAUUAUAUACAGGAUUAUCUGAUCUAAUAACAGGGGUAUACAGAGGGAUCUAUAUACCAGAACCUGCAGAUAUAUUACUGGAUGCAGACACGGCUCAUAAUUACCUAAAUAUCUCAGAUGAUAGGAAGACCGCACACAGGAUAAAUAGAAAGUUUAAUCAUCCUCAUACACCAGAGAGAUUUCAGGUCUACCAAGUAGUAAGUAAAACUCGUUAUGAUAGUUAUCUAGGGAAGGACAUUCCAUCCGAAUACAGGGAAGUGAUAUCUCCUCAGGUGAUGAGCAGUCAGAGUUUCUCCUCAGGGAGACAUUACUGGGAUGUGGAUGUUGGGGGAUCAUCACAGUGGAGAGUCGGGAUGUGUUACCCCAGUAUAGCCAGGACAGGAGAAGCGUCAGAGAUUGGAUACAAUGAGAAGUCCUGGUGUCUGGAGAGGAAUGGUGAUAAGUUAUUUGUGACACAUAAAAAUAAAUCAAACAAUAUAUUGGCCAACAUCCCAAUACACAGAGUCAGGGUGUAUCUGGAUUAUAAGGCGGAGCGUCUCUCUUUUUACAAGUUGGAUAUUCCGAUCCAACACCUCCACACCUUCACUGACUUCUUCAAUGAGUCCCUCCAUGCUGUGGUAUAUGUGGGAGCAGGUUGUAUAAAGAUAGGUGGGGGGGAGGGCGACAGGACAUGUGACAAAUGUGCCUAGAGACUUGUGACAUCACAGGAAGGUUGAUUAUGAUUGGUGGGAUCUUCUAUCGUGUUAAGUGGUGGAUUUAGCCUAGGUUUAUUGUGACCUGAAAGUCGUGUGAUUUUUGAUGUGACUUGAAGCAAUGCCUGUGUAUUCUUCAGAUCUAUGGACCUCAAGUCACAUCAAAGUAGGACAAAAGUAGU
Molecule: messenger RNA, 1904 nt
Organism: Rana temporaria (common frog)
Lineage: Eukaryota; Metazoa; Chordata; Amphibia; Anura; Ranidae
Product: E3 ubiquitin-protein ligase TRIM39-like
Exons: 2
Coding region: 28-1719 (563 amino acids)
Molecular function (GO): protein binding; zinc ion binding
Source: RefSeq, a predicted model, not a curated record